AUGAAUUCACCAGAGGAGAGACACGAUAAAUUAAUACGAGCCACAGACCUAGAUGCUUUAAGUUGUCGACAUAGUAUAAAUGAAAAAAACUACCUUCAACCAAGUGAUGAUUAUAUAAAUGACUUGAUAAAAUCUUAUCAGACUUAUUUGCAGUAUUGUCAAGGUUACUCAUCCCUCUCAUCAUCAAGAACUUUGAAAAAUCAGUUUUCAAGCAGAAAAUUACCACUAAUUAACAGAGGGACGUAUCUACGAACUAAAAUCAUCACGGAUAUCAUACUUGAAUUUGUAAAGUAUUGCAAUGGCGAUUGUCAAAUUGUUUCUCUAGGUAGUGGAUCAGAUACCAGAGUUUUUGAGUUAUUAGGCUCUUUUCCUUUAUUGAAAUAUCAUGAAGUUGAUUUUCCAGAAUCUACAAGAAUCAAAAAAUUAGCAAUAUUAAACAAUUCAAAAUUAUCGAAACUACUAGGUAUAGAGCAACUUGAAGUUCCCAAAAUUGAUUCGAAGGAAUCAUUCAGUAGCUUCGACCCUAAUCUACAUACUUCAAGCUAUCAUCUUCAUGGUUUAGAUUUAAGAGAACUAACUUCAAAAAACCAACUACAAGGUUUAAACUCAAAUUCGCCAACCUUGGUAAUUAGUGAAUGUGUACUAUGUUAUUUAUCACCUAAGGAAUACCACUCAGCAAUCAAGUUUUGGACUGAAUCUUUAAAUUCAAAUUUAACUAGUUUUCUAAUAUUUGAGCCAAUGUCAUUGAAAGACUCAUUUGGAUCAACCAUGAAUCAAAAUUUAAUGGGUCGAGGUAUAAACUUACAAACAUUUGAUGAAUAUCCAGACUUGGAAUCAAGAACAAAAUUUUUAAAAGAAUCUUGUAAGUUAUCAAAUAUUAGGAUGACUGAUUUGAGUAAUGUGGCAGGCUACAGUAAAAAAUCUGAACCUUGGAUUGGUGCUGAGGAGUUGAAAAGAAUUAAUUCUCUAGAAUUGAUAGAUGAAAUAGAAGAAAUCAAGCUUUUGUUGGAACAUUAUUGUCUAUGCUAUGGAGAGGCUCAGGGUUCUUCUAAAAAUACUUUUAAAAAUAAAGAUAAAUGGAGCUGGUUCGUUAGUACAGAAUAG
Molecule: messenger RNA, 1104 nt
Organism: Lodderomyces jiufengensis
Lineage: Eukaryota; Fungi; Ascomycota; Pichiomycetes; Serinales; Debaryomycetaceae
Product: leucine carboxy methyltransferase
Exons: 1
Coding region: 1-1104 (367 amino acids)
Biological process (GO): C-terminal protein methylation
Molecular function (GO): protein C-terminal leucine carboxyl O-methyltransferase activity
Source: RefSeq, a predicted model, not a curated record